AAUCUUAAUAUGCUACUUCACGAGGAAGAAACGUCUGUCUUUUAAGCUCCCUGGAACAACCGGGAUCUAGUUCCUCAUUUCAAUCAGGAAAUCUCUUUCUGAACCAAACUGCUAAGACAGAGUAUCUGAGUAGCACGUUUUACUUGCGUACAGCAGCGUUGGUUCAUUUUGGAGUGUUUUUGGACAGGAAAUCGAUCUACAGGGUAACUUUCACACAAGAAAGGAAACAGUAUGGGACGAUGGCUUGUACGUACAAGUGACUCUGUUUGGGAUAUUACGGACAAGAAACCUUGGUGGAAGAACGGCAUUCAAGAUCAAAAGCAUGAUGACUCCUGAUGAAAACAUCCCCAAAUGAUGAACCCACAAGCAAAAAGGAACUUCUACUUGGCGGCACCUGACUUGCUGGACCCUAAAUCUGCCGCUCAGAACUCCAAACCGAGGCUCUCGUUUUCCACGAAACCCACAGUGCUUGCUUCCCGGGUGGAGAGUGACACGACCAUUAAUGUUAUGAAAUGGAAGACGGUCUCCACGAUUUUCCUGGUGGUUGUCCUCUAUCUGAUCAUCGGAGCCACCGUGUUCAAAACCUUGGAGCAGCCUCAUGAGAUUUCACAGAGGACCACCAUUGUGAUCCAGAAGCAAACAUUCAUUUCCCAACACUCCUGUGUCAAUUCGACUGAGCUGGACGAACUCAUCCAGCAAAUAGUGGCAGCAAUAAAUGCAGGGAUUAUACCUUUAGGAAACACCUCCAAUCAAAUCAGUCACUGGGAUUUGGGAAGUUCCUUCUUCUUUGCUGGCACUGUUAUAACAACUAUAGGAUUUGGAAAUAUCUCACCACGCACAGAAGGGGGAAAAAUAUUCUGUAUCAUCUAUGCCUUACUGGGAAUUCCCCUUUUUGGUUUUUUGUUGGCUGGAGUUGGUGAUCAACUAGGGACCAUAUUUGGAAAAGGAAUUGCAAAAGUGGAAGAUACAUUUAUUAAGUGGAAUGUUAGUCAGACCAAGAUUCGCAUCAUCUCAACGAUCAUCUUUAUACUGUUUGGCUGCGUACUCUUUGUUGCCCUGCCCGCGAUCAUAUUCAAGCACAUAGAAGGCUGGAGUGCCCUGGAUGCCAUUUAUUUUGUGGUCAUCACUCUAACCACCAUUGGAUUUGGUGACUACGUGGCAGGUGGAUCAGAUAUCGAAUACCUGGACUUCUACAAGCCUGUCGUCUGGUUUUGGAUCCUGGUAGGACUUGCUUACUUUGCUGCUGUCCUCAGCAUGAUCGGAGACUGGCUCCGAGUGAUCUCCAAAAAGACAAAGGAAGAGGUGGGAGAGUUCAGAGCCCAUGCCGCUGAGUGGACGGCCAACGUCACGGCCGAGUUCAAGGAGACCAGGAGGCGCCUGAGCGUGGAGAUCUACGACAAGUUCCAGCGCGCCACCUCCAUCAAGCGGAAGCUGUCCGCGGAGCUUGCAGGCAACCACAACCAAGAGCUGACCCCUUGCAGGAGGACCCUGUCUGUGAAUCACCUCGCCAGCGAGAGGGAUGUCUUGCCUCCCUUACUGAAAACUGAGAGUAUCUAUUUGAACGGACUGACGCCACACUGUGCAGGCGAGGAAAUUGCUGUUAUCGAGAACAUUAAAUAACCCUCUCUUUGAAGAACCUUAGGCAUAGCCAUAGGUGAGGACUUCUAUAUGCUCUUUAUGACUGUUGCUGGUAGCAUUUUUUAAAUUGUGCAUGAGCUCCAAAGGGGGGAAAAAUAAUAGAUAACACCCAUCACGGCCAUCUACCAUCGAGAGAAUUUGGAAUUCUGAGCCAGCACUAUCUUUUCGAUGAUGCUUGUUGAGCGGGUCCACUUUCCUCGGCAAGUGGAAUGAAACAAGCAAUGUCUGAUGCCUUUUUGUGCCCAGACUGUUUUCCUCCCUCUUUUCGUAACGUGCCAUAAGGCCUCAGAAUGAAUUCUAAUUGUUUCUGGUAAUCAUGUAGCUUCGAGGGAUCAGUCCUUAACUUUUCAGGGUCUACCUAACUGAGCCUAGAUACGGACCAUUUAUGGAUGACGACGUUUCUUUUUGUAAAUGGCAAGAGAUUCUUAUGCAGCCUUUUACCUAAGAAAUUAUCUGUCAGUGCCUUAUCUUCCGAAGAAACAGAACCUCUCUAGCUAAUGUGUGGUUUCUCCUUCCCAGCCCCACCCCUAGGCUCACCUCUGCAACCCUUUAUCCCACAACUCCCGUUCGAACACCAUACCUUGCUGGGAACAGUGUGUACACUGAAAUGAUGAUGCCCGAAGAAGGAAUAGAUGCCAAAUUAGAUGGACAUUGAAGCAACACUCAGAAAUUCUAGCGUUAAAGGCACUGCAAAGAAAUGAGGUGCACAGAUGGCCCCAUAUACACAGUGUAAUUAUUUCCAAUGUGGUAAAAUUGGCUGCUCCAAACAGUCCCUUUUUUUUUCCUGGCAGUAUUUGGAUGUUAUCAUUCAUUCAUCACUACACCUUAAAAGGCAGAAGCAGAA
Messenger RNA from Neogale vison (American mink), 2482 nucleotides. RefSeq names its product potassium two pore domain channel subfamily K member 2 (gene KCNK2). The transcript is spliced from 7 exons. Lineage: Eukaryota; Metazoa; Chordata; Mammalia; Carnivora; Mustelidae. Gene Ontology annotation, cellular component: membrane. Gene Ontology annotation, molecular function: potassium ion leak channel activity; outward rectifier potassium channel activity. Gene Ontology annotation, biological process: stabilization of membrane potential; potassium ion transmembrane transport. The record is from RefSeq and is a predicted model, not a curated record. The coding region runs from base 352 to 1620 and encodes 422 amino acids.